Cokeromyces recurvatus is the source of this 989-nucleotide messenger RNA. RefSeq lists its product as uncharacterized. Lineage: Eukaryota; Fungi; Mucoromycota; Mucoromycetes; Mucorales; Mucoraceae. The transcript has 5 exons. The record is from RefSeq and is a predicted model, not a curated record. Gene Ontology annotation, cellular component: endoplasmic reticulum. Bases 34 to 639 code for a protein of 201 amino acids. Gene Ontology annotation, biological process: sphingoid catabolic process.
UUUUUUUUUUCUUUUUUCUUUAUUAUUAAAAUAAUGACAAACGAUAUUUUUAGUUUAAAGAAACAACUUGUAUUUUAUGGGGCUCAUCAUAAUAAUGGAAUUAAUAUAGCUAUUCAUAUGAUAUUUGUGCCUACUAUCUUUUGGACAGCUCUUGUCUUUUGCGCUAAUACUGGACCCUUAUUUAAUGUAAAGGAUACUUUACUUGAUUUCUUGACUCCUUUUGGUCCAAAUUUAUCUUUGAUUGUAGUAGUUGGUUAUUUCCUGUAUUAUGCUAUUUUGGAUUUCGUUGCUGCUUCUAUUGCUUCACCUUUCCUUCUUGCAAUGAGUUACACAGCUACGAACUUUCUUCAAACUAAUCCUAAUGCAAACAAAAUUGCAUUUUAUAUCCAUGUUUCUGCAUGGAUAUUUCAAUUCCUUGGUCAUGGAUUUGCCGAAAAAAGAAGUCCAAAAUUAUUGGAUAAUGUUGUACAAGCUCUUGUUUCUGCCCCUUAUUUCGUUUUUUUCGAAGUUUUAUUCUUUUUUGGUUAUCGACCUGAACUCCAUAAAGAAGUUAUGAUUGAAAUUAAAAAGGAUAUUGCUGAAUUCCGUGCAAAGAAAGCUGCUAAAAAGAAUAAACAUCAAUACCAAUCUAUUCAAUAAACAGUAUUAUUUACUUUGUUAUUAAGGGAGUUUUUUUUUUUUUUUAAUUUUUCAAGGGCUGAAUAUUUAAAUAGUGUUUCACCACGACGAUGACUACUGUAAUGAAUCCUUUAGAUACACAUAAGGUCACUAUGCUAUAUUUUAGCAUUUACAUACAAAUAGAAUCAUUUUUCAUCAUGGUUGAGGUCGCAUCACAGGUUAUUAUAUAAACCAUCAUAAACAGCGUCCUUUCAUUUUCAUUAGGGGAGUUUUAUAAAUGUAUAAAAUUGGAGAAAUAAGAUUUAUUCCUCCGAGAGUAUAUUACAUGAACAAGUAUCUAAUUAUCAGGUUAAAAAAAAAAAAAAAAAAAA